Messenger RNA from Bicyclus anynana (squinting bush brown), 3693 nucleotides. RefSeq names its product centromere protein I. The record is from RefSeq and is a predicted model, not a curated record. The transcript is spliced from 13 exons. NCBI's taxonomy places the organism in Eukaryota, Metazoa, Arthropoda, Insecta, Lepidoptera, Nymphalidae. Gene Ontology annotation, cellular component: kinetochore. Bases 138 to 2108 code for a protein of 656 amino acids.
AUUGUGACCAAUUGUGACUUGUUGUUGUUGUUACUUGUUUUUGUUUUCGGUUUGCAAUUGCAAGAUAAACUGAAAAUUUUAAUUUGUGUACCUAAUUUUAAAUUUUAUAAUCAUAUUUUAAUUAGCAGUAAUAAAUCAUGGCCGAUGUGGAUGAAAUAAUAGACUACAUGAAAUCACUAAAAAAAGGAUUCAAUAAAGAAUUAUAUCAAAGCAAAAUUGAUGAAUUGGGAUACCUUGUCGAAACUACUGGCUUAAAUUAUACGGACUUCCACACACUGUUUAAAGUGUGGCUCAAUUUGAGUAUACCAAUGGCGAAAUGGGUUGAUCUUGGUGUCUGUAUAGUACCAAAAGAGAAAGUUCAACAGAAAACUGUAGAAUAUUCUUUACGAUGGAUCCUUGUUAAUUGUGACAAUGCAAGCAACAUCACAAGGACUGGCUUUUUACUGGAUUGGCUCACAGCUGCUAUGGACACUGAUUCAAUCGAGAUGACUGCUUUAGAUAUUGGAUAUGAAGUAUUUUAUAUAUUAUUGACAUAUGAAGCAUUGACACAAUAUGUUAUUAAACUUUUAUACACACUGACAAAACCAGCUGAUGUGACAAGAAAAAGAGUUCUGGAAUUAAUUGAUUUAGGCAAAAAAAGAGAGGGCAAAAAGAACAUGUUUAGGCAGAUCCAAGUCUUGCUUGGUCUGUUUAAGUCGUACAAGCCACAAUGUGUGCCUGAGACUGUGCCCUCAAUAUCUAUACACACAGCCUUUAGAAAUGUCAAUUUAAAACUACUGGCUCACUUUAAAAAUAGUCAGAGCAAAAGGAACACUUUGAGUAAAGAAACAGGACAUUUAACGUGGAUAAAUCCAAUUAAUUCAAUAUCCAAAAAUAAGAAGUGUGAUCCACUGAUACCCAAUUUGGAGUAUUUAAACAUAGGCUCACAGCAAUAUGACAGCUCUGCAAAGAAGACUUAUUUGGAUUUUUCCGAUUCAAUAUCGCUGCUCCAAUACAGCAGUCGGCACGACAUGCGUCGCCCGGCGCGUCUACGAGCCUUGCUGUGCAACCCGGCGGGACUCACCUUGUUAGUGGUGGCCUCAGAAGGAGAUCACGCCUUUUUUUCCUAUAAUUUACAUCACGUUCUGAAUAAUUGUUUUCUAGAACAGUCUCCACAUAGCUACGCUGAGAAGCAGUACUUCUUGAACCAGCUCGCCACAUACCAAGCCACUCUGUUGCAAGGUCUGCCAGUGAUCACAGUCUUCUUGGCACACUACUUACCUUUUUGGAAUGAAAUGGAUUUCUUUGCUGAGAUUCUGAGACUUGUUGAAUGGGUGAAUGUUGAAAGUGUGGAUCACGUAGAAGUCAUAGUGAGCACUAUGGGCAAGGUGUUCCACAGAUCGCAGCCUUUGGAGCAGCGCGCCAUAUUGUAUGCUCUCACCAACAUGUACAUUAAUUUGAUAUACGCAAGUACACGAGAGCGGCACUAUUUUUUGAAUAUGCAACCUUCACACGAUGCCAUUGCUCGUUUGUUGAGAAUGGUGGCGUUUUACAUAAGCGAUAUGAGCAACAAAUGGUUGCAAGUAUCUCCUGAGAGCACGUGCGCGGUGCUGAGCGUGGUGCGCGCGGCGGUGCGGCGCGCGCGGGGCGAGGCGCGGUGCGGGCGCGCUGCUGGCGCCGUGCCGCGGCCGCUGUGCCUCGCCGCGCCGCUGUUGGCGGGCUCGGCGGCUGCACUGGACGCGCUGGCGGCGCUCUUGUUGCUGCACAAGGAAAUCUUCGUCGCAACGAAACACCGGAGCGACUUCACCGACCAACAAUUGCAAGAGAAGCGAUUAUUACAACGUUUCACGUUGGACUUUAUGAGCUGUUUCUCGGAGAAUAUUUUCAGCGAAUGCAAAAAGGGCAUAGUUUUCAGCAAAUUACACCCACACACUGUUGGGCAGCUGAUGGAUCUGAUACCUGAUGUGGACUCCAAACUGAGUAUACGGAACAAUUUGGCAUUCGCGUCUUACACGUAUAUUAUGCAUAAUAAAGACGCCAGGGAUAACACCCUCUGGUUCAAUGUCAUAGAUGAGGAGUUUGAUAAUUUGGCCCAGUUUGUUAAGCAUGCGAUGCCAGGGUUUUCUUGAUAUUAAUGUCGUAGAUUAUAAGAUUUUUUUUUUAUUCUUUACAAUUUAGCCCUUGAUUACAAUCUCACCUGAUGGUAAGUGAUGUUGCAAUCUAAGAUGGAAGCGGGCUAACUUGUUAGGAGGAGGAUGAAAAUCCACACCCCUAUCGGUUUCUUCACGACAUCGUACCGGAACGCUAAAUCGCUUGGCGGUACGUCUUUGUUGGUAGGGUGGUAACUAGCCACGGCCGAAGCCUUCCACCAGCCAGACCUGGACCAAUUAAGAAAACCUCAAUCGGCCCAGCCGGGGAUCGAACCUAGGACCUCCGUCUUGUAAAUCCACCGCGCAUACCACUGCGCCAUGGAGGCCGUCAGAUUUGACUUAUCGGACGGUAAUUUUACAUUGUAACGUGUGUGUAAUGUAAAUACACUUUAAGGUCUAUUUAUCCUCUACUAUAAGGAGAGAAACCGGCCUCUGUAGCCAAUUGGCACGUCGAUUCUCUUUCUACGUUCGCUAACGCUUCAAAAACUAGAAAAAUGUAUGGGAAUGACAUUUGUUAUAGACAGGUCACGUGAUCAAGAUUUGUCAUUCGCAUACAUUUUUCUAGUUUUCGAAGCGAUAGCGAUCGUAGAAAGAGAAUCGACGUGCCACUUGGCUACAGAGGCUGACCCUGAACUCUGAACCCUGGACCUAAACCUGAAGCCUGAAACAAUACUUACCAACUUUCACCUUUAUAAUAUUAGUGUAAUUUAGAUAUUAAAUUAAGUUAACAUACUUAUUAAUUAACAUAUUGGGUGUACAGCUUUUUUAUUGCCGUUCUUUUUAAACAUCACAGUUUUUAUUUUAUUAAAACAAGCUAUUUAUUUGGUGUUGAAAUCGAUAUAUAAUCUUUUUACAAGAAAAUUUAACCGACUUCAAAAUUACAAAAUAAACUACAAAACAAAAAAUAACAUCGUAUGUGCUGUGCUACCUUUUAAUCACUUUGAAGGCGGUGCCAAGCCAGUGGCAUAAUUAAAACCGUUUUUGAAAGAACCAUGGGAAAGAACCGUCUGAAAAUCCUAAAACUUGAUGAUCUAAACGGCUCGAGUUAAUGCAUCACUCGUGUUGGCACCGCCUUCAAAGUGAUCAAGUAACAUUGUGACGUCAGACGCCGAACUAAUUGUUAAUUAUUAUUUUUGUCGAACGCUCAGUUUUUAUAGGAAUUGUUAAUGUGACGUCAUAAAACACUUGAAAUAUAGACCAUCAUGGCCGACAGGCGUUUUGGCACGUAUUGUCAAAAAAUAUCAUGUAAUGACGUCUCAAAAAAAUUUGAUAAUUUUUUUCCAAUCUAGUAGAACGAUAAUGAACAAUUUAAGAUCAUUUUAAAAAAGUGUCAAGUAGCCUAUUGAGCACCUAUGAUAUUUAAAAAAAAUAUACUGACUGACUAUCGACAUUAUGGCCCAGUCGAAACAACUGAGGCUGAGCAGGAAUUGUUUGAUAAAAUAUUUGCCUUUGUAGAUUGUAACUGUCGGUGGUAAUGCUAGCCGUAAAUUAUGUUUUAAUUCAUGACAUUUUCUGUACGUACAUUCAAAAUUAUGUAUUUUUACAAUAAAGUAUUUUUUACGUU